AUGCUUGGUAGAGCGGCGCGCACCGCAUUUUCAACUUUGGCGUCGUCCACAGGCGUCGAAUGGAAGGGGGAGUUGAAAAUCGAGGUGAUCGUGGACAUUUCAGUAACGGAAGAUGGGCUUGGCUUUGAUGCGGAGGUGAUAUGGGUUGCUCUCGACAAGGAAAAGAACGCCUGGGAAGAGCUCUCAAAGAUCUGGGAUGCCGCGCCGCAGUUUAGGGAAUCCAAGCUGCGGCGGCUGGGUCUGCCGAAAGAGGUCACCGUCGGCCGCAUUGCCUAGUGUUGGGGGGUGCCUCGGCUGGUCCGGUGGUUGCAUGUAGUUGAUUGAGUCGACCUACAUGACGGCCGCCUUCUGAAUUGUGGUGGUGGUAUUCCUUCUCGGACUACGUACGUUUUGAGUUUCUCGACAAUUGCCUAUUCGACGAUUCUGCGGAUCGAGGCAACAUGUAAGUUUCCUUAGAUAUUUUAACUCCACCCCGGAACUGCCUUCUAACCGCUUUCAGCGUUGCUUCGUGGUUUGUUGUUUCUCUCAUCGUUUUCCCCGCUUGUAGCAAACAUGCCCAUUUCAAGUUGUUUGUAACAUACCGGUUGUCCAGCUACUCGGUAUGUUUUUUUCUUGUACGAGCGUGCGGUCUGAGCCAAACUGGUUUCAUGGUCAUUUGCGUGUUGUAGUCAUUUGUAGCGUCGCGUGCCUUUCACUAUUGUAUGCGGGCAUUCGACGCUAUGUAUGGGAGGUCAAUCCGUGCGCUGACUCGUGGCAUCGAUCCGGCAUGGUAUCGCCGUGUAUGGGUGUUUAUCAUUCACAAACACCGCUGUCGUUUUUGUUGAGCAUGGCCAGGUACCCUACUAUCUGGUAUUAAGCUAAUUCUUGUCUACUCCGGUAGUCGUAAGCUUUGGGAGUAUUGGGGACGCAGCGGACUUGGGUAGCAGUAGUUCACGGUGGGAAACCACCAAUCGAAUAUCUGCAUGUCUAAAAUAUGAUAGGGUUUCUUUCUGUCUGCCAUGGCUGUCUGGUGUCUGUCUGCGCGCCCUAAAUACCCAGCAGACUCGAGCCCAUUUCACCAUCUCGGCACCAAAUUGCAAACUAAAACUUGCGCACAACAUGUAAUAUUUUGCCCGAGCUGUCCCAACCGCUACCUUUGCAAUCCGUGGUCGGUGUCUCGAGAUAGCACACCGUUUGUGCAAACAUAUAUGUCACAUGGACGCAUCCCCGGGAGGCGUCGUCAUUUUUGUUUUUCUCUGGGCAACAAACUACACGCACGCAAGAAACCACGACGCACUGCCGUGCUGCGCACAUUGCUGCUGCAACUGACAAGACACGCACUACACAGAGACAGGGAACAUGAACAAGGGGGGCGGGACACACACACAUACUGCUGUUGGCGACGGCGGAGGAAGCGGGGAACGUUUGGUUGGUCUGGGGUUCAUUCAUCGCUGAUGAUCUUGUUGCUGUUGUCUCCGUUGUUUAUUGUUGUUGUUCAACGCUGCCGGCCUUUUUGUCGCCUUUUUUUCUCUGGAGAGAGAGGGAGUCCCACCAACCAGCGUGUGUUGCACACACCACACAGCGAGAGCGGGACGGGAGCAGGGUGUGCCCUAUACUACUGCUGCUGCUAGCUUUCGGCGGAGGAAGCGAGAGGAGAGAUAUUGAUUGGGUCUCUGUGGGUCCAUCGGUUGGUUGUUUUUGUGUUGCGACGCGGCGGGAGGGAGCGGCCUCUGACUCUGCUCUGGAGAGAGGCACACAUACAUCACAGCACGGGACCAGUAAAACAUCACGCUCGUUCCUAGACGAU
Molecule: messenger RNA, 1786 nt
Organism: Ectocarpus sp. CCAP 1310/34
Lineage: Eukaryota; Phaeophyceae; Ectocarpales; Ectocarpaceae
Source: the annotation of a GenBank genome assembly